Vicia villosa (hairy vetch) is the source of this 597-nucleotide messenger RNA. RefSeq lists its product as uncharacterized. The transcript has 3 exons. The record is from RefSeq and is a predicted model, not a curated record. NCBI's taxonomy places the organism in Eukaryota, Viridiplantae, Streptophyta, Magnoliopsida, Fabales, Fabaceae. The coding region runs from base 1 to 597 and encodes 198 amino acids.
AUGGCUCCCGAAGACAUGGAGAAAACAACCUUCAUGACAUCCAGGGCACUUUCUGCUACAAGGAAAAUGGUUACGGGAAGGAACAAUGAUGCCAUUGCUGAUGUAUUGAGGAUGUUGGCUGGAUCCCUUGGUCAGAUUCCUCAAGUGAAUGUCGGUAAUAGAAAUGGUGUAAAUGAUGAGUGUCUUGCUUUGGGGAAAUUCCAGAGGAACAAUCCUCCUAUCUUUGAGGAAGAGCAUGAACCUGAUAAGGCUCCAACUUGGUUUAGGCGGUUGAGAAGAUCUUUCGACAAGGGAAAUGGAACUGUGGCGGAGUAUGCUGCAAAAUUCCAAGAGUUGAUCAAGUAUUGUCCCCAUUACAAUAUUAUGAAUGUGGAAAGGUCGAAGUGUUUGAAGUUUGUGAACGGUUUGAGGCAUGACAUUAAGAAGGCUAUUGGUUACCAACAGAUCACUCGUUUUGUGGAGUUGGUUAACAAGAAUCAAAUUUAUGAUGAGGAUAGUAGGGAGAGUGCUUCUCACUACAAGGCUAUGGGUGAUAAGAAGGGCAAAGGUCAAUAUCGUAUGAUGAUAAGAAGAAAUAUAGUUAUGGCAGAAAGCUAA